CCCAGCUGGUCCCACAAGCCCUAUAAUACCAAGCACAACAUGCUUUACCUUCAAUGAAAGCUGAGACGGGGGCACGGUUGACUGCUGGUCCCGAACUCUGCACAGAGCUCGUCUACAAAACCAAGAGCGUCGCUGUUUCUGCAGCUCACUUCUCCCACAUCUGCGCUGCGGGACUUUUAUCAUCCACUGCGCGUUCACAUCUGCAACUUUAUCGAACGCAGCCUGGAUAACGCUGCCACUCUCUCUCUCUCUCCCGCGCACCUCCCUUCACCCCCUCCUCGCUGGGACUGGUGUCAGAGGUGAUGGUACCACGUUCUCACAGAGGACCGUUCCUCAGGUGAUGGUUUGUCUUUUUGGAGAUAGGGACCAUUUCUGGAAACGCGCUAGCUCUUCCACAACUGUCGUUUUCCCCGUCGUUACCGUCGCUCUCGCUCAAGCAUGGCUCUCUACUCUCGGUUUGUGGUCGUGCUGCUUUACGGAUGGAGUUAUCUGUGCGUUGGAUACUGCGCGAUGCUGAAGACUGACACUAUCCCAGAGAGGCGAAAGGUGGAUUUUACGCAUUCGGAGGAUAAAAAGCAUCACGCAAAGGAAGAGCAGGACCUGCUUUUACAGGAUACAAUGACGGAACACAUGCAGAUGCUUUACGCGAAGUACAACCGGGCUGGAUUUCCCUUCAAGGACGGCAACACUGUCCGCAGCUUUAAAGCGCACUGGGGGACCAUAAACAAGAAGCAGCUGCAGAUUUUCAACCUCACCUCUCUCACCAAGUCAGAAGAUGUUCUGUCGGCCACUCUUCAUUAUUACAUCCGCGACCUUCAGAACGGCACCCACGGCUGCUCCAGGACCAAAAGCUGCGGCCGCCACGGGCCCCGCAGACACAGCCACAUCCACAUGGUCAUCUGGAGCUUCGCCUCCGUGGAUAACAACAUGAGGACUCUCGGACAGUUUCGAAUCAACGUGUCCACCCUCUACAGGGACUUCAUAUCCUGGCAGUGGAAGGACAUAACCCGUGUGGUCAACCAGGCCAAGCAUCACGACGAGCUGCUCAUCGGAAUCGACGUGGCCUCGCAAGGGCCCCAGCCGUGGAAGAAGCUCCUGUCGGACCGCUCACCCUACAUCCUGGUCUACGCCAACGACUCGGCCAUUUCAGAACCUGAAAGUGUUGUAGCCACCCUGCAGAGACACCAUCCAGUGGCGGGGGAGGGCCCCAUCUCACAAGGCUCCCAUAAACUGGGCCUCCUGGAGCGAAACCACACCGAACAAGAACAGCCCCGGCCCAGACACAAGCGCUCGGUGAACGUUCUGCUCCCGCUGCAAAACAAUGAACUCCCCGGUCCCGAGUAUCCGUACGAGACGACCGGGUGGGACGAGACUAGUCCGUACGAGCCUUUUGAAAACAAGCAGGCCCGUCGGCCACGGAAAAAGACGCGCAAGAAUCAGCGGCACAAGAUGCCCCUGCUGCAGUUCGACGAGCAGACGAUUAAAAAGGCGCGAAAGAAGCAGUGGAACGAGCCGAGGAACUGCGCACGCAGGUACCUGAAAGUGGACUUCGCUGACAUUGGAUGGAGCGAAUGGAUAAUAUCACCAAAGUCGUUUGACGCCUACUACUGCUCAGGGUCCUGCCAGUUCCCCAUGCCGAAGGCUCUGAAACCGUCGAACCACGCCACCAUCCAGAGCAUAGUGCGGGCAGUGGGUGUGGUCCCGGGCAUCCCUGAGCCGUGCUGCGUCCCGGAGAAGAUGUCGUCCCUCAGCAUCCUGUUCUUCGACGAGGACAAGAACGUGGUGCUGAAGGUCUACCCCAACAUGACUGUAGACUCCUGCGCCUGUAGAUAGUUCUUUCUUUUUUUUUUUUAAAUCUCUUGUUCCUUCAAAGCUUGUUCACGUCAAACUUACGUUCCACACAAAAGAAAAAAACCAUCAACACUUGCAGCCAAGCGAAACUCUCUCCUCCCGUUUCUUCAGUCUCACUCACCCGCUCACAAACACCCACUGAACACAACUUCCCUUUUGCACUGGAGGAGAGCGCUGCCUGUUGUUCCAGGUGAAGAGGAGACGGGUCCGUUCACGGGAAGGAGCGGACCGCGCGAGUUCCUCCUCGAGGAAGACAACCCGGAAGGUGAAGGUCCAAAUCUCCACGCUCCCAUCGCACCACUGUUCAUCCCGCCGGCUUCAUCGAGAGCAGGUCGAAUCACAAACUCACUUUCAAGAUAUGAAAAACGCAGAACGAGGCACGAACUGAAAGAAAAAUCGCUCUCGAGGAGAAAUGACACCUGACGAGGGCGGAGGUCAGGGCGGAGGUCACGCUCCUCUUUCUCUUUCCACAGCUCGACUCUGGUCAUUAACACAAAGUCCCCUCUGCUCGCACUUGCAUGGUUUUCGUUUCUAUGCGUCCGUGUCUGUACUAUCACUGUGUUAUUCACUAUAUGAGAAGUUAUUGUAUAAUUAUUGGCUUGGCUGCUAUAGAGAGAUAUAUUAGAUUCCAAAGCCAGAGUUGUGAUGUAGACGGCAGGAAGCCUCACACGUGUUCCGACCACUGCUCCCUCUGUACAGAACCCACGUUAUAAGAGUUUAUUAUAUUGGAAGGAGUGAGCUGCGUUUCAUUGGCGGUUCUUCAUUAACACGGUUUUUUUGAGGAGAACCUUAAUUCCAUUGAUUUGCCGAGAAAAUGUUGAAGCGUUAUUAGAUUUAUAAACAUUUAAAAAAGAAGAAACGACUUCAUCUCUUUGUGUUUUAAUACAAGAGUCAAACCACGUCGACGACACGUGCGUGGAAUCAAACUUCGUUCAGAAACAAAUCAAAUGAGUCACGAGACUUAGCAAACCUUCUUCUCUUCUUUUUAUUUUCGACAUUGUUUGAUGAUAAUGUUUAAAACUGUUUGUCGUCUUUACAGCGUAGAAUGACGUUCAUUAAGAAAAAGCUAUUGUAAACUCCCAGAAUGCCUCUGGAAACGUGUUUAUAUCAAACAAAUAUUCAGCGCUGGUCUGGAAUCAGUUUUGCCUUCAGCUCGUCAUUUUUGGUUUAAACCCUUUAUAUUUUAAAAGUGCCUCGACUUCUCAAAGGCUCAUGUUGGAUCGAGCCUCAAGCUUCCACCACGUUCUCCCAAGAUGAGUCAAAACCAAACGUAGGAAACAUGACGUCACAUAAUGAAUGAUCAGUGAGAGCUGGGUCACAUGAGCCUUUAAUAUUAUUAUGUAACGUGGUGUAACAUACAUUUGACAUCGGGCGAGUCACAUUAACUUUGAACAGCAGGCUCAGGUGAGCGAGCGGUCGACACGAGUUCAACGAACCAAAUAUUUAUUCAGAGCUAAUUGAAACUAGAAUAUCGCAGCGUUCACGUUCUCUAUACACUUGUACAGUGUUGUUGUAUAUAGCUCUCUCCGGUGAUGACGCUCCGUCGUGUCUCUGAGGAGCAGAAGAGUCUUCUGAACUGUGGAUUUCUGCUUUUCAAACAUUUGGUUCAUCUUCGCUCAGAGGAACCGAAGUCAAAGGAGAUUUUUUUUUUAUGGUACAGAACACGUCGUCUCCAACAUCUUAUUCUCGAUGAUCGUCAGUGGAAUUUAUUCUAUUAUGUAUUUCAAAUAAUUCACUAUUUUGGUAUUUCAGAGACAUUUAUUUUGUGUCAAUAGCUAAGGGCAGAUUGUUUAACUUUAUAUAUUUUGUACUGACACUUUCUUGUGCUUCCUCACCUUUGUGCCAAUACAGGUUUUAGUAAUGCAUGCCGUUGAAAGAGGCGCCCCCUUCUGGUCGUGACCGUGCAACAGUGCGGUCGUGACGAGUUGUUUUGGGUUCUAAACUUGGACGUGCAGGUUUCAAAGACGCGCACAUGUUCAGUUCGAGUACACCAGCAGUUCAUAAGAGGUUUUUCUACUUCACUGUUCAACCCCAACUUGUAAAUGUUUUACUGUAGGUUAAAAAAUGCUUGUACAAUAAGCUUCAUAAAAUAUAUUUGUAUAUGGAAAUGACCUUUAACAUGCAUCUAUUUAUUUUCUGUAUGUUGCAUAUCUUGUGGAGGUGUGGUCUGGGAAACGGAGCCCGGACAUGUUGAUGCUCUUUACGUCUGUGACGGACGUUAGUCACUGCUGAUGUGAAGGUGUGGUGAACUGUUUAAAGGGCCCCCCCCCCCCCCCCCCUCCCCUCUGAGCUCCGACCCUCCUCACAAAGCAUUCAAAGAAAUGAAUAAAAGUAUGCAAUAGUGAA
Messenger RNA from Paralichthys olivaceus (Japanese flounder), 4197 nucleotides. RefSeq names its product bone morphogenetic protein 3 (gene bmp3). The record is from RefSeq and is a predicted model, not a curated record. Gene Ontology annotation, cellular component: extracellular region. Gene Ontology annotation, molecular function: cytokine activity; growth factor activity. NCBI's taxonomy places the organism in Eukaryota, Metazoa, Chordata, Actinopteri, Pleuronectiformes, Paralichthyidae. Gene Ontology annotation, biological process: osteoblast differentiation.